AUGAGGACUCUUAGGGGCAACGAUAAGGGCAGAUGGGGGGCAAACCAUCGACCUGGAAUCGGCGACACAUCGUCGAUAGAUCGGCGAUGGGCCCCCGAUAGUGAAGCCGCACCUUUCUGGACAGGUCGGCGCUGUCGGGCCCCUAUCGGCGGUGAGAGAGCGAUGCGUGGGCGAUUGGGGGUCGAUGCAUCCCCCCUAUGCCUAUCCCCCCCCAUAUCGUUACCCCCGAGGCACUUGUCCUUCACCCCGAGGAGUUCGAGGAGGUCAACGGCAGUCUCCACAAGCAGUGCGCAUGCCAACAUGAAGGUCAUCCUGACCUCUGACCUAUUCAGCACGGGGAAGACGAGGCCAAUCAUGAAGGAGGUGUUGUCUGGCAUGCUGGGGCACAGGCGUGGCCUCAAGGCCUUAUGGAUCCAUGAUGCACGCGCCGGCUGGGGCCACCUAGAUAUGACCCAGGUGUGGCUGAUGGACACGCUUCAAGAGGUGAAAGAAUUUGGCAGAUGUGGCCUUGACACAAGCAUGGGUUUAUGGCUCGACCGUUGGGGCGACGGGGGGAACCUCACGCUCACGGAGAACAUCCGAUGGGCCUUGCUUCCAGGCCAGGGCUACAAGCCCGUGAGCGUCGAGACAGUGAAAGCUCGGUUAGACGAGGCAAGUGUUCUCUAUGUUCCAGGGGGGAACCCGUUCACCUUCAUGAAGAACAUCCGGAGUCCCAUGGGCCGUCAAGUUUGGGAGCACGCGUUGGGGCGCAUCCUCUCUGGUGAUCUGGUCUACAUCGCCCGCAGCGCUGGUACCAUCCUCGCGGGGUACAGAACCGACACAUCUGCAGACCCACGGCCCAGCACCUGGAACAGCGACGAGGACCUUGCGGGACUGAAUCUCGUUCCCUGGAAGAUCGCCAUCCGCCCACACUACCACGCGUUUUACGUCAUGGUGCAAACGGCUCACUCGCGAGAGUGGCGUGCUCAGCACCCCUGUUGUAGUGGUUGGAGCCAGGACGAUUUCUUAGAGUCGUUGGCCGAGAAUCAUCCAGAUGUCCAUGGUAUACGCAUGGGAGACGGCGACUUUAUGACGUUUUAUGCGAACCGGCUCUCGUUCAUGCACGGAGACACCAAGGUCCAGGACACCGUCGACGAUCUUUCUGAGCUUUUCACGCGUAACGACAAUCCUGUAGCAGAUGCCGAAUUGCCCGACGGGCACACCUACGCCUGUUGCUGUGGGAAGGCCGAUGGUGGCAUGUCCGUCACGUGUGAACUCAGGAGAACAGACAAUCACUGGUUGUUCUGGUCCAGUGCUCGCGACUGUUCUGAUCUUGCGCCCUCUGGCUACUAUUCGUGGCAUGAGGUGCCAGAAGCGUGGUCCGACCUUGAAAACGCGGGCAGCUGCGCCGUCCCCACGUCUAAGAUCGACCAUCUCAUCCUCCAGUCGGAUGACGCUUGA
Molecule: messenger RNA, 1440 nt
Organism: Prorocentrum cordatum
Lineage: Eukaryota; Dinophyceae; Prorocentrales; Prorocentraceae
Source: the annotation of a GenBank genome assembly